Messenger RNA from Hirsutella rhossiliensis, 288 nucleotides. RefSeq lists its product as uncharacterized. The transcript has 2 exons. Lineage: Eukaryota; Fungi; Ascomycota; Sordariomycetes; Hypocreales; Ophiocordycipitaceae. The record is from RefSeq and is a predicted model, not a curated record. Bases 1 to 288 code for a protein of 95 amino acids.
AUGAAGGUCGAGGCUUUAUCAGUCGCGUUCGGCUUUGCGGCCGGCACCAUUGCCAAGACCGCCCACGACUUUGUGCCGCAGAUUGUAGAAAUACAAGCCCAGACCACAUCCACGAAGCAUCAAGACGACGACGACGACGAUGAUGAUGAUGACGAGCAUCACCACAAGCACCCCAAGCAUCACCCUAAGAAGCACUCCAAGAACCCUAAGAAGCACCCCAAGAAGCACCCCAAGCACCACCACCACGAUGGUGACGAUGACGGCGACGACGGCGGCUACAACGGCUAG